Molecule: messenger RNA, 5415 nt
Organism: Myripristis murdjan (pinecone soldierfish)
Lineage: Eukaryota; Metazoa; Chordata; Actinopteri; Holocentriformes; Holocentridae
Gene: hdlbpa
Product: high density lipoprotein binding protein a
Exons: 28
Coding region: 196-4014 (1272 amino acids)
Molecular function (GO): mRNA binding
Source: RefSeq, a predicted model, not a curated record
UUAGUGAGGCUUCAGUCCCACCUUCUCGCCAGUGGAAUUUCAUCACAGCUUCUGCACCUUUAGGGCAGACGAGAACAUAAAAUAAGCAAAAGCUGGCAGGCUGACGCGAACUGGCAGCUUUACAGGACGGAUUAUCUGGUACUGACCAUUUAGCUGUGGCACACUCGGACUCUGUGUUAACGUGGGAUUUUGACCAUGAGCUCAGUCGCUGUACUUACGCAGGAAAGCUUUAAUGAACACCGCAGUGGGCUCUUGCCAGAGCAGAGUGGUGCUGUUGUGGCAGGAUCCAGUGGUGCAGGGGAUGAAGAUGCCCUUCCUACCUACAAGGAUGCCUUCCCCCCUCUGCCUGAGAAGGCAGCCUCACCUGAGGGGACCCAGGAAUCGGCCAACGCCUGGACAUCUAAGAUCCGUCCUCUCAAGUCUUCUGUUAUCACCCAGGUUUUCCAUGUGCCACUGGAGGAGCGCAAGUACAAGGACAUCAACCAGUUUGGGGAGGGCGACCAAGCAAAGGUCUGUGUGGACAUCAUGCACAAGACCGGAGCCCACCUGGAACUCUCCAUGGCUAAAGAUCAGGGUCUCUCCAUCAUGGUGUCUGGAAAGUUAGAUGCUGUGAUGAAGGCCCGUAAGGAGAUUGUGUCCCGACUGCAGACUCAGGCUUCAGCUACUGUCGCCAUCCCCAAGGAGCACCAUCGUUUUGUCAUUGGCAAGAAUGGGGAGAAACUUCAGGAGCUAGAGCUCAAGACUGCCACCAAAAUCCAGAUCCCACGACCUGACGACCCCAGCAACCAGAUCAAGAUCUCUGGCACUAAGGAGGGCCUGGAGAAGGCAAAGCAUGAGAUCCUCCUGAUCUCUGCUGAGCAGGACAAGCGUGCUGUGGAGAGGGUGAACAUUGACAAGGUGUACCACCCAUUCAUCACUGGUGCCUACAAUAAACUAGUAGGAGAGAUGAUGCAAGAAACGGGUGCCCGCAUCAAUGUACCCCCUCCCAGCGUGAACAAGACGGAGAUUGUCAUCACUGGGGAGAAGGAGCAGGUGGCCCUUGCUGUGGCUAUGAUCAAGAAGAUUUAUGAGGAGAAGAAGAAGAAUGCCACCACCAUUGCAGUGGAGGUUAAGAAGUCUCAGCACAAGUAUGUGAUCGGCCCCAAGGGAAACACCUUGCAGGAGAUCUUGGAGAGAACUGGUGUCUCAGUUGAGAUCCCACCUUCUGACAGCAGCUCAGAAACUGUCAUCCUUCGUGGGGAGCCAGACCGACUGGGUCAGGCCCUCACUGAAGUUUACGCCAAGGCCAACAGCUACACUGUUUCCUCGGUCUCAGCUCCUUCCUGGCUUCAUCGAUUCAUUAUUGGCAAGAAGGGGCAGAACUUGGCCAAGAUUACCCAACAAAUGCCCAAGGUGCACAUUGAGUUCACUGAGGGAGAGGAUAAGAUCACCCUGGAGGGUCCCACCAAAGACUUGCAGAUGGUGCAGAGCCAGAUUGAAGCCAUUGUUACAGAUCUGGUGAGCCGUAUGGAUUAUGCGGAGAUUAGCGUGGAUCCAAAAUUCCACAGACACCUAAUUGGGAAAGGUGGUGUUAACAUCAAUCGCAUCAAAGAGCUGCACAAAGUGACUGUCCGUAUACCCCCUGACAAUGAGAAAAGCAACCUGAUCCGCAUUGAAGGGGAUCCCCAGGGUGUGCAGGAAGCCAAGAAGGAGCUGCUUGAGCUUGCGUCACGCAUGGAGAAUGAGCGUACAAAGGACCUGAUCAUUGAACAGCGUUUUCAUAGAGCCAUCAUCGGGCAAAAAGGGGAGAAGAUAAAAGAAGUGCGCGACAAAUUUCCUGAGGUCAUCAUUAAUUUCCCCGACCCGGCGCAGAAGAGUGACAUCGUUCAGCUUCGGGGCCCACGGACUGAAGUGGAGAAAUGCUCCAAGUUCAUGCAGAAGAUGGUGGCUGAAAUGGUGGAGAACAGCUUCUCUGUUUCAGUGCCCAUCUUCAAGCAAUUCCAUAAGAACAUAAUUGGAAAAGGAGGAGCAAAUAUCAAGAAGAUUCGCGAGGAAACCAACACAAAAAUCGAUCUCCCUGCUGAGAAUAGCAACUCGGAGAUGAUUGUCAUAACUGGUAAGAAGGCAAACUGUGAGGCUGCCCGAAAUCGCAUCUUGGCCAUUCAGAAGGAGCUGGCAAACAUUACAGAGGUGGAGGUUUCCAUUCCCUCAAAACUACACAAUUCCCUGAUUGGGUCAAAGGGCCGCUUUGUGCGCUCAAUCAUGGAGGAAUGUGGUGGUGUGCACAUCCACUUCCCAACUGAGGGCUCAGGCAUCGAUAAAGUCACCAUCCGAGGCCCUGUUGAGGAUGUGGAGAAGGCCAAGCAGCAACUGCUUGCCUUGGCAGAGGAGAAGCAAACAAAGAGUCACACCGCUGAGCUGCGUGCGAAGCCAGAGUACCACAAGUUCCUCAUCGGGAAAGGAGGCGGAAACAUCCGUAAAGUUCGGGACAGCACUGGUGCCAGGAUCAUUUUCCCCACUGCAGAUGACCAGGACCAGGAGCUGAUCACUGUGGUUGGCACAGAAGAGGCUGUGCGUGAGGCCCAGAAAGAGCUGGAGGAACUCAUUAAGAGUUUGGAUAACGUCGUCGAGGAUACAAUGAGUGUUGAUCCCAAGCACCACCGCUACUUUGUGGCUCGCCGUGGCCAAGUCCUUAGGGACCUUGCUGAUGAGUAUGGUGGCGUGAUGGUGAGCUUCCCGCGCACUGGUUCUCAGAGUGACAAGGUCACCCUCAAGGGAGCCAAAGAAUGUGUGGAGGCAGCCAAAAAGAGAAUGCAGGAAAUCAUUGAGGACUUGGAUGCUCAAGUGACCAUGGAGUGUGUCAUUCCUCAAAAAUUCCACCGUUCCAUCAUGGGUCCCAAGGGCUCACGAAUCCAGCAGAUCACCAGAGAUCAUAAUGUACAAAUUAAGUUCCCUGACCGUGAAGACGUUCAAGCUGCCCCUCCUGCAGAGGCUCCUGUACAGGAGAAUGGGGAGACUAAUGGAGAAGUGAAGGAGCCUGGUGAUCCAGCUGCACCUAAGAAGUGUGAUGUGAUUGUGAUUUCUGGACGCAAAGAACGGUGUGAGGCUGCAAUAGAAGCAUUGAAGGCCUUGGUUCCUGUCACCAUUGAGGUUGAAGUGCCUUUUGAGCUUCACCGUUACAUAAUUGGGCAGAAAGGAAGCGGAAUUCGCAAGAUGAUGGAUGAAUUUGAGGUUAAUAUUCAAGUGCCUGCUCCUGAGCUGCAGUCUGAUAUAAUCUCCAUCACUGGCUUGGCCAAUCAUCUAGACCGCGCCAAAGAGGGCCUCCUGGAGCGUGUCAAAGAGCUUCAGGCUGAGCAGGAGGAUCGGGCACUCAGGAGCUUCAAGUUGACCAUCACUGUGGACCCCAAGUAUCACCCCAAGAUCAUUGGCCGCAAAGGUGCCAUUAUUACCAACAUCCGCACUGAGCAUGAUGUGAACAUCCAGUUCCCAGAGAAGAAUGAUGAAAACCAGGAUCAGAUUACCAUUACAGGGUAUGAGCACAAAGCCACAGCUGCACGAGAUGCCAUCCAGGCUAUUGUAGAUGAGCUGGAAGAGAUGAUCUCUGAGGACAUCACUCUUGACAGCAGGGUCCAUGCCCGCAUUAUUGGAGCCCGUGGCAAGGGCAUCCGCAAGAUCAUGGAUGAGUUUAAGGUUGAUCUCAGGUUUCCCCAGAGUGGAGCUGCAGACCCAAACAUUGUGACAGUAAUGGGUCGUCCCGAGCUUGUGGAUGAAGCCAUCGAUCAUCUCCUUAACCUGGAAGAGGAAUAUAUGGCAGAUGUUGUUGAGAGUGCAAAGAUGGCUCACAUUCGGCCCUCUGGGAGUAGUGCUGCUGCCAUGGAUGAAUCCCGCGGCUCAUCCAAAGGUUUUGUGGUGAGGGAAGCCCCCUGGACCACUGGUAGUGAGAAGGCCCCAGAUAUGAGCAGCUCUGAAGACUUCCCUAGCUUUGGAGCCCCAGUAGCUACCAAGGCUUCUCCCUGGGGACCCAAGCGCUUCUAAGCUGUGCUGCUACAGACGGGCCCAAACUCAACCAGACACAAUCUUCCCCUUCAUCGUCCCCUCUUGACCUGGACUGACCGCUGACCCUCAAAGUCUUCAGUUCUGAGAAUGUCAUGCUUCUGUCUACUUAUCGUGGUCUGCCUUUGCAGAUUCAUCAUGAAAUCAAAAGUGCUUUUGGAAACUGUAAUUGACUUGUGAGCUUUGUAUCUGCAUUCAAUAAUACUGUCUUCUGCAAAAAAAAAAAGAAACAAACAUAAGGUAUUGUGAGAGAUGUUGCGGUUUAGUCUAUACAGUCAGUUAAAGACUCAAGUUUAAAUGUUGAUUAGACCUAACAUGUCAUUGUGGUUUGAAUUGUUAUACCAAAUUCCAAGGUGGCCAGACGACUUCACAAACUUUUUUAAAUUUACUGAGCUGCCCUUCUCUUAGUUGCCUUCGCAGGCUGGGGCAAAGGGGUUGUUACUGCUGGUGACAUGUUAAAACACGCUGUUGGGGCCAGCUUUCUCAGUAACGCCCCUCCCCUCCUGCUUUCUUCAUGUAGCUGAGUGAAAUCUGUCAGUUGUUAGCCUUCAAGCACAUUGUAGUGAUUGUCCUCUGUCACAUCUUUCCCAUUUGCUUGUAACUGUGCUUCUAUGAAUAUGGUCAAGUAGUGGCAUGUACCUUGUAGCCUUAUGAAUUGGUCAAAUUUGUUUGCAGAGGUUUCAGCCACUGCAGAAUGGCACACACUCAGACUGCCAGAUGCUUUGGAGAUCAUGCCGAAACUAUACCGUUUCUUACAACACUAGGCCUAGAGCUCCAAUGUAUCAAACCUCACACUAACUGUUGAAUGAACUUUUUUCCACUUUUUUUUUUUUUUUUUUUUUUUUUUUUUUUUUGGGGACAUUCAAACUUGUAUCACUCUACGUUAACAGUAUGAUCAUGUUAUGUGAGCAAAACAGCAGACCAUCUUGUGCCAACUAUGUCUAGUGACGUCCUGUGUUAAUCAUCUUUGAUAUUGGGUCAGUGUCCAGUCCCUUUGUCUUCCAGUUGCUAUGCAGAUUGUUCUGUUUAAUAGCAAUGGCCCUUUUUAUCAGCCUUACAACUAGAAUGAUAUAAACCAGGAAGAGCUGAUGUCAAGGUGCAUUUUAAAAGGAGAACUGGAAGGUAUGUUUAUGGUUCCUUUGAAAGCUCUUGGAACAUUUUGCUCCAGUUGUUGCACUUCGUUUCAUUCUUGGAAUGUCUCAAUUUUGCUUGAGGAGUGCAAAUUUAGCUUGGUAGCUGCUAUUUCAUCAUCUAGCAUCAGCUUACCUUGGUUUAUAUCCUUCUAGCAUUGAAUGAAAGAUUAUGCAAAUACCAUAGAAGUGAACGAUUAUGGAUGACACUGGAAAUUAAAUUGUCCAAAAAGUCAAUAAAAAUUGAAAACAU